Molecule: messenger RNA, 591 nt
Organism: Cynara cardunculus var. scolymus (artichoke)
Lineage: Eukaryota; Viridiplantae; Streptophyta; Magnoliopsida; Asterales; Asteraceae
Product: cytochrome b-c1 complex subunit 9-like
Exons: 3
Coding region: 89-304 (71 amino acids)
Biological process (GO): mitochondrial electron transport, ubiquinol to cytochrome c
Source: RefSeq, a predicted model, not a curated record
ACGAGGACCGUCGUCACACCGAUCGAAACCAAGCCGCAUUUCUACUCCUCAUCUCGUCAACAAAGCGUCCUAGGAGAACACCAUCGCCAUGAAUUCGGCAGCUCGCAGAAGCGGAGGACUUUUCGAAGGACUAUACAAAGUCCUUAUGCGUCGUAACUCUGUCUACAUCACUUUCGUCAUCGCCGGCGCUUUCAUCGGUGAACGGGCAGUGGACUACGGAGUUCAUAAGAUCUGGGAGAAUAACAAUAUCGGGAAGCGAUACGAGGACAUUCCAGUUCUGGGACAGAGACCAACCGAUGAAUGAUAUGGGAAUAUUUGAUCAACUUCUAUGAUUGUUUUGUCACACCCUUUAUGAGAUCUUAGAAGGGACAUACCAUAAUGGAUCUUUUUAAUAAGUAUUACUUAGAUUCAUCAACUUUGCAUAAACACAUCUGUUGUUGUUUACCAAUUUGUUGCAUUUUCUGAAUGAUUUUGGGGCCCAAAACCAAAAGUUGGAAUUGAAAAACAUGAUUUCUGGUGAUGUUUUGGAACCAAAACAUUUGUUUCAUCUUACCCUUACAAAAUGAAAUGGAUGAGCCAUUUUUUUCUUGA